AGGCGGCUUCUUAGUCGUGGAGAGGGACGGUGGGGGUGACCCCCUCUCCUCUUGGCUUGACAGGAAGCAUGGCACUCUGGCGGGCAUACCAGCGGGCCCUGGCCGCUCACCCGUGGAAAGUACAGGUCCUGACAGCUGGCCUCCUGGACUGAAGGACACGCUUCCUGCUCCUCACUCCAAGAAGCCACUUCUUGCCCCUCUGCCUUCUGCGCAUGAAACUCAAAAGCCACAAAAGGUCCCUGAUGGGCCUGGGUGACAUUAUCUCACAGCAGCUGGUGGAGAGGCGGGGUCUGCAGGAACACCAGAGAGGCCGGACUCUGACCAUGGUGUCCCUGGGCUGUGGCUUUGUGGGCCCUGUGGUAGGAGGCUGGUACAAGGUUUUGGAUCGGUUCAUCCCUGGCACCACCAAAGUGGAUGCACUGAAGAAGAUGUUGUUGGAUCAGGGGGGCUUUGCCCCGUGUUUUCUAGGCUGCUUUCUCCCACUGGUAGGGGCACUUAAUGGACUGUCAGCCCAGGACAACUGGGCCAAACUACAGCGGGAUUAUCCUGAUGCCCUUAUCACCAACUACUAUCUAUGGCCUGCUGUGCAGUUAGCCAACUUCUACCUGGUCCCCCUUCAUUACAGGUUGGCCGUUGUCCAAUGUGUUGCUGUUAUCUGGAACUCCUACCUGUCCUGGAAGGCACAUCGGCUCUAAGCCUGCCUCACUCCAUCGUUUCCACCUUGCAGUGAUGCAGCUUGACCCUGGAACGGUCAGACAACCUCCUCAAAGUGGGCAUACCAGUUUCCACGGGGUUGGGUUGCCGGUCAGAGCUUAAGAGGACUAGCACCCUGCAAUGCCCCUCUUCACUCUAAAAUGUACACUGACUGCUUUAGAGCCCUUGAUAAUAGUCUUAUUCCCACCACAUACUAGGCACUCCAUAAAUAUCUGUUGAACCUUCAUGACCUUAUCAACUUUACACCCAUAUCCCAGCAAAUGCCACUCAUCCCCACUCUUCAUAGACACAUUUGUUACUCUAACCCUGCCUAGGCUUCUUGUAGCUCCAGCUCUUUAGAGACUCCCGGAACCCUUUAUAUGGUGCCUCAGUAAAUAUGUUAUUAAAUAUGUAAUCCGGAA
This is a messenger RNA of Homo sapiens (human), 1115 nucleotides long. It is a transcript of the gene MPV17, whose product is annotated as mitochondrial inner membrane protein MPV17. The record is from RefSeq and is a predicted model, not a curated record. Gene Ontology annotation, cellular component: membrane; mitochondrial inner membrane; mitochondrion. NCBI's taxonomy places the organism in Eukaryota, Metazoa, Chordata, Mammalia, Primates, Hominidae. The coding region runs from base 213 to 695 and encodes 160 amino acids. The transcript has 8 exons. Gene Ontology annotation, biological process: transmembrane transport.